ACAGAGGAGAGAGCGCGUGCACGUCAGAACCAACGGAAUAAACCGCUGCGUGAAAGUGACCGAGCGUGGAUAUAAACACGAGCUGCUGUUUUGUAAUGAAAGACAAUCAGAUUUAAAGUUUGUAAGUUCACGUAGAUCAUUAGAGAGAGACAGAGACAAUGGAGGAAAACCUGCCUGAAGAUCUGGCGAAUCUGUCCGAGCUGGACGAGAAAUGUUUGCUGGAGGUUUUGACUGGACGUUUCACACAGAACCUCAUCUAUACGUAUAUAGGGGACAUCUUGGUGGCUAUCAAUCCAUUUAAAUAUCUUUCCAUCUAUGAAAAAGAGGUAUCCCAGCGUUAUAAGUGCCAUGAGAAGAAGUCUUUACCCCCUCAUAUAUUUGCUGUGGCGGACCGAGCAUAUCAGUCUAUGCUGGGACGUCUGGCUAUGGGACCUAAGAAUCAAUGCAUCGUCAUCAGCGGUGAGAGCGGCGCGGGUAAAACGGAGAGCACCAAACUGCUGCUGAGACACAUCAUGGAGCUCUGCAAGGCCAACUCACAGCUGGAGCAGCAGAUCCUGCAGGUGAAUCCGCUUCUGGAGGCUUUUGGGAAUGCUCAGACGGUCAUGAAUGACAACAGCAGUCGCUUCGGGAAGUACAUCCAGCUCCGUUUCCAGAACUCCUCAGUCAAAGGAGCUAAAAUCAAUGAAUACCUGCUGGAGAAAUCUCGCGUGGUCCACCAGGACCAGGGGGAGCAGAACUUCCACAUUUUCUACCUCAUGUUGGCUGGAAUUUCAUCGGAGGAUAAGGAGAUUUAUGGCCUUCUGGACCCGACGCUGUACCGGUAUUUGAAUGGCAGGUUUGGGCAAGAUGACGUAGUGCAGACGUGGCGUGUGAAAUAUGCAGAGGUGUGUAACGCCAUGGACAUGGUAGGAUUUGAAGAGCAGGAGAAAGUGGACAUGAUGACCAUCCUCGCUGGCAUUCUGUCUCUGGGAAACAUCACGUUCGAGACGACAGACAGUGAUGCUCUGAAAGUGUCUGAAGCGUCACGUGGAUGGCUGAAAGCUACUGCUGGUCAGUUUGGCGUCCAGGAAGAAGACCUGCUGAAGAGUCUGACCUGCACCACAUCAAUGACUCGAGGAGAAGCCAUUCAGAGACUCCACAACCAGCAGCAGGCCGAGGAUGCUAGAGACUCCAUCGCUAAAGUGGCCUACGGUCGAGUGUUUGGGUGGAUCGUCAGUAAAAUCAACGAACAGCUCGCUCCAAAAGUAGACUUUGACGUGGAACUUAACGAAAUAGGAAUCCUCGACAUCUUUGGUUUUGAAAACUUUGCUGUGAACAGAUUUGAGCAGCUCUGCAUUAAUCUGGCUAAUGAACAGCUCCAGUAUUUCUUCAACCACCACAUUUUUCUGAUGGAGCAGAAAGAAUAUAAAGAGGAAGGAAUCACGUGGGAGACCAUAACCUACAAGGACAACAAACCCAUACUGGACCUGUUCCUUACGAAGCCUAUUGGGAUUCUCUCACUGCUGGAUGAACAAAGUGCCUUUCCUCAGGCCACUGAUCGAGAUUUUGUUGACAAGUUGAACAGCAAGUUUAAAGCGGCUUCAAACUUCGAAGUGGUGCGAAAUCACACUCCUCUGUUCACCGUUGUGCACUACGCUGGGAAGGUGCAAUAUAAUGCGAGUGGUUUCCUGGAGAAAAACAGAGACACGAUUCCAGCCAGCAUUCGCGAGCUCUUCAUCAACAGCGUCACUCCUCUCCUCAGCGUUUUAUUUGCAGCCACAAUCUCCAGAACAGGCACUCUAAUGCCAAGGAAAGCCAAGUUGCAGGUUUCAGAUGACAACUUUAACUCCACCAGGAAGCAGUCUGUUGGUGCACAGUUCAAGCAUUCUCUGGCGGUUCUGAUGGAGAAGAUGUUCGCUGCCAGUCCACACUUCGUCCGCUGCAUCAAACCCAACCGCAGCAAGCAGCCCGAUCAGCUGGACAGUAAACUGGUCCUGGAUCAGCUGCGGUACAAUGGACUGAUGGAAACCAUCCGGAUCCGCCGGGAUGGCUUCUCGUGGCGUCCGACAUUUAGGGAGUUUGCUGAGAGGUACAACAUUCUGCUGCUAAAACCGGAUCUGCCCACAGACAAGAGCAGUUGUAUGUCAAUCCUCAACAGCACAGAACUGUCAGGGUGGAAGUGCGGAUCAUCGCGGUUGUUUUUUAAGCUCUGCCACCAGGAGGAGUUGGCCAAUUUGCUGGACAGACUGGGCAGAGCGGCACUCGUCAUUCAGAAGAAUUUCCGAGCCCGGAUCUGCCGCAGGAAGUAUCUGUGUCUGCUGGCGGAGCUGCGGCGUCAGCGUCAGGCUCAGCGGGAGCGCGAGGAGCGUGAGGAGGAGGAGAGGAGACGCCAGGAAGAGGAGAAGAGACGGCAGCAGCAGGAGGCUGAGAGAAAGAGGCGUCUGGAAGUGGAGCAAGAGAACCUGAGACCAGCGUCUCCACCGGUGCCUUUGCCCAGGAAGAAGAAGCCGGAGCCCAGGCCUCGCUCUGUGCUCAGCAGCAUCAGUAAAACAGCAAGCGUGGCUCCAGUACCACGGCCCCGCAGCAAGCUUUUAGAGGCGACUCCAUUUGACAACGAUCUGAACGAGAACUUCCACCUGGACGCAUCUCUAAUGCUUCAGCCGAUCGAUGAAGAGCGCAUUAAAGAGAAACACCUGAAGAAGAGCAACACCAUCCGCUGGUUCAGAGAGACGCAGGUGCGCAAGCUGACCCGGGACGGCUCUUUCCCACACUGGUUUCACGGCAUGAUCACACGGAGGCAAGCAGAAGAUCUUCUCAUCGACAAACCUCUGGGCUGCUUCUUGGUGCGAGUCGGUCAGAGUCGUGAGGGUUUCACUCUGACAUUCAGAGGUGCCGAUCGCUGUCGUCACUACAUGGUGGAGAUGCAGAGCAAUGGGAAGUAUGUGAUCCUGGGUGAGGAUCGCGCUCAUUCGUCUCUCACAGACCUAGUCCAGUACCACACUCAGGUGGGCAUCAAGCCCUUCAUGGAGCUGCUGACGGUGCCAUGUGGACAGAUGUGCGAUCAGGAGCCGGACUAUGAGGAGCUCAGGGCAUUUUCCUCUGCGGUGGAGAGCGUUGACGGUCCUGCUGAAGAUAUGGACACGGAUGCUGGGUCAAAUAAAGUGCACUUGCAGAUGCAGAGACUGUUCCUGCCGCCAGGAGGAAACUCAAAACAUGAGCACCACCGUGCUCCAGUGCUGAAGCGCAUCUCUGAUCGCCGCAGACGAAUGGAGGCAGCGCAGGCAGAGCGCAAGGAUGAGGAUCUGACCAAUCAGAGCAGGCCUUUCCCUCGACUUUACCCGUCCAUACGGCUGGCCAUGAGGGAGAUCCAGCAGAUUCAAGAGCAGAGCCAAGAACAGAUCCAGAUUCCCUCCGGCAAAGACCUGAGCUCCUGGAAGAGGACGGAUUCAUGACUCUGGAGAAUGAAACUACAGACGUGUCGAUGCUGCUAUCCCUGGUUUUAUUAUUUACUUCAUGAUCAUGUGAAAUGUUGAAGCGUUUGUAACUUAAUUUUUCUGUCAGUUGUAAUUUUACGUGUUUUUAUUUAAUGUAAACUUGCUGUUUUAGGUGAUUUAAUAAACAGUUGUGUUUCAUAA
Danio aesculapii is the source of this 3614-nucleotide messenger RNA. Its product is annotated as myosin-IIIb. The record is from RefSeq and is a predicted model, not a curated record. The transcript has 30 exons. Gene Ontology annotation, molecular function: ATP binding; cytoskeletal motor activity; protein binding. Lineage: Eukaryota; Metazoa; Chordata; Actinopteri; Cypriniformes; Danionidae. Gene Ontology annotation, cellular component: myosin complex. Bases 159 to 3431 code for a protein of 1090 amino acids.